CCAUUUUGACAGAGUAUUUUGAUGUAUGAUUUGGACGCGUGUUGGCCCCCAGAACAAUGCCGGAAUUUCUCCCCGCUCUUUCAAUCCUUGCCCAUGCGUUGUUGUGACUCAGACGAAUUCCUCCACGCAGCGUCCACUUUCGUUGUCCUCGGGUUCACACAUGCACGGUGCCCGCGGGUUCUGGACACCAGGAAGUGGUGUGGGGAGGGGCGAGGGCAAAGAAAGGCCCUGGAUGAAUAUUCAUCAAUGCAGAAGAGCGGUUCGGUGAUCCGUCAGUGUAGCCCGCAGCGUUGCAGGAGUGUGUGCCGUUGUAGGACGUCGCCAUUGUCGCGUACAUCACCCGCCAGAGAGGUCGGACUUCUUGUGGCCUGGUAGCAGCAGCCAACGCAGUUCCCUUCAAACUGGUGGCCACACAGGCAAGAUGACAAUGGCGAGCCUGUUCUCUUUUACCAGCCCAGCCGUGAAGCGUCUGUUGGGCUGGAAGCAGGGGGACGAGGAGGAGAAGUGGGCCGAGAAGGCCGUGGACUCGCUCGUCAAGAAGCUGAAGAAGAAAAAAGGUGCAAUGGAGGAACUGGAGAAGGCGCUGAGCUGCCCGGGGCAGCCCAGCAAGUGCGUGACCAUCCCGCGCUCCCUGGACGGGCGCUUGCAAGUCUCCCAUCGAAAAGGCCUUCCCCACGUGAUAUACUGUAGAGUGUGGCGAUGGCCGGACCUACAAAGCCACCACGAGCUGAAGCCACUAGAGCAUUGCAAUUAUCCAUUUGGGGCUAAGGACACCAAGGAAGUCUGUAUCAACCCGUACCACUACAAGAGGGUAGAGAGCCCAGUGCUACCACCCGUGUUAGUACCCCGCCACAGCGAAUUCGUCCCGUCGCAGACGCUCCUACCGUACCACAACGUUCCCGAGCCUCCCAUGCCCCACAAUGCCACGUUUCCACAGUCGUUCCAGAACAGUCCAGGGAUGCAGUCACCCCACUCGCCCGGGCUCCACUCGCCGGCCAGCUCCGGCCCCAGCAGUCCCUACAGUAUGCAGCCAGGUAACCAACCGGCAGACACGCCCCCGCCAGCGUACAUGCCGCCUGGCGAAGACCAGAACCGGAACAACGAGGAGCAGAUGGACACUUCCAGCCAGCUGUCCCCCGCCAGCAGUCUGGGCUCACCCGCCGUGCCCAACGUGCCCACCGCCGUCAGCGGGGACGUACAACCCGAUUCCGCCAGGCUGCAGUCUGAAGAUCUUCAACAACCAGGAGUUUGCUCAGCUGUUGUCCCAGUCGGUGAACCACGGGUUCGAGGCAGUCUACGAGCUGACCAAGAUGUGCACCAUCAGGAUGAGCUUUGUCAAGGGCUGGGGAGCGGAGUACCACCGCCAGGACGUGACCAGCACGCCCUGCUGGAUCGAGAUCCACCUGCACGGCCCCCUGCAGUGGCUGGACAGAGUCCUGACCCAGAUGGGCUCUCCGCACAACCCCAUCUCCUCCGUGUCAUGACACCGCCCCCCUCCCCACCACCCACCGCACAAUUUCUACGUAGUCCUGCCAGUCACGAUGCAAGCCUUCAGCCGCCGCGUCGGUCUGUGACACCCGCGUAAGACUCUACUCCACCCGAGGCAAUGUCCCACCCGGUAACAACGCAGAAAUGUUGAUCAGCAUCCCACCCGUCAAACCCCACAGGACAGAACAAACGCAGACAAACAUGCCGGCUGUGGCUUCGCCGUCGUGACUAACUACACUUACUUGAAGUGAUCAAAAUUGCACAAGUUCUGCAUAUAUAUAACGUUCAACAAUUCGCUGAAGAGCCUGAAUUGAGAAUUAGCGAGAAUUCCCCCCUUUCUUAUUGAUUCCACCGCUAUUUGAAAUUCUUAUACAGGCGCCGUGAAUGCAAACGAAUCUUGUCAAUAAAUGUAAUUGAAAUUUCAGCUGGCAGUAUAUGCCAUAAAUAUUGAGAACAAUUUUUGCAGGAGAGCUGAGAUACUUGUUGUUCACGUGCUUUGUUGAUGUCUUCCGGGAAACUAUAGUCUGUGCGAUACGUAAAACAAUGAGAAGAAAUUUUGUUGUAUUUAUGCAGCAGUUUGUGGUCGUGGGUGGUUUCGUGUAUACGAUCAGUAGUGCAGUCAGAGAAAAUGUGGUCGUCGACAUGUAAGGAACAAAAAAGUGGAAAUUUGUACUUUAGGGAAAUGUUGGCUGUUUCAAACAGGAGGGAAUCAUCAGCAAACCAAAUGUUAGACACACGACUAAAUAGAAUACAGUGAGGACGUUUUAGUUUAGUGGAAGGGAAGGCUGUUCUUGAGAUUGUCAGAAGGUUACAUUAUGUUCAGUGCUGCUCUUCUGUAAUAUGCAUUACCUCAUCCGCUCAGAGCAUAGCAGGAAAAGGAUUAUUGACCACAUAUACUUACUUCCAGCUUUUUUAUCCACAAUCUUUGUAUUUGUACUCUGUUACAUUGUUCAAGGUCACUUGUGUUUAAGUGUUACAAAAAGCAUUGAGAACAAAUGAGUAUUCUUAGUAUAGAGAUACACUUUGUGCAUAUUUCUCAGAGCCUUUCAUUACCUUAUGUGCUGGACAUUGUAAAUGUAAUUGAAGAUUGUUGCGCUGACUGUUUAGAAAACCAUUUUCAUGACCUGGCUUUUCUGUCAGCCUUCACUAAAGCUCGUACCUUUAUUUUCGCCCUUCUCGUAGCCAAAUGUCUAGGAAUAGAAGGUAGGAGCUAGCUUUGAUGAAAUGAGGACUCUGUUCUUGUAACUGUUAGAGGAAUAGUUAGAUGAUGAGAUACCGCCGAAUUAUGUAAGGAUUCCUUUUGUUUGGUUCCGACCACAAAACGGAGUGAGGAAAUUUGAUAGAAUGUCGAUAUGGAUUUAAACAAUGUUCUCCAGAAUGAUUUUGUUGUUACAAGUAUUGUCCAAAUGCAUUUUCUGUUGUAUUCCGCUAAUGAUUUGAGCUGUAACAGCCCUGAAUCUUCCGACGUAGACAGCAAAAUGCAUGUUUAUUUUGUCUCUGGAUCUCCGAACCACUACGCAAGAGCUUUACACGUUUUUUGGUCAACGUUACUCUCUUCAAGCAAGCAUCCAUACUUUUCAAGAAUGCAGUUUGUGACAUAAGAUUCCAGAGGAACACAAUGAUGAAUUAUUUGACAAAUGGAAGAACAGAAAGGAAAAAUCCUUGUGAUGCGUUAGGAUACGAGCUCCUCUGUCAGACCUCUAGCAGCAAAGUAGACUUAGUGGAACAUGUAUGUAUGCAUCUUGUCAUGGUUGUUAUCAUGUAUAGAUUAAAAACAAAUACUGCACAGGAGCCAUAAA
Molecule: messenger RNA, 3287 nt
Organism: Branchiostoma floridae (Florida lancelet)
Lineage: Eukaryota; Metazoa; Chordata; Leptocardii; Amphioxiformes; Branchiostomatidae
Product: mothers against decapentaplegic homolog 5-like
Biological process (GO): anatomical structure morphogenesis; regulation of transcription by RNA polymerase II; SMAD protein signal transduction
Cellular component (GO): heteromeric SMAD protein complex
Molecular function (GO): I-SMAD binding; DNA-binding transcription factor activity, RNA polymerase II-specific; RNA polymerase II cis-regulatory region sequence-specific DNA binding
Source: RefSeq, a predicted model, not a curated record